GCGGUGGAGAGGCCCGGUGGGCCCGGCUUGGGCCGCGGGGUCGGGAAUGGCUGCGCGGGGCCGGAUGGAGGACGGUUCCUUGGAUCUCACCCAGAGUAUUGAAGAUGACCCCCUUCUGGAUACCCACCAUCUCCCACAUCAUUCAUUACAUGCUCAUUUUAGACCCAGAUUCCAUCCUCUUCCUACGGUCAUCAUAGCAAAUCUUCUCUUAUUAAUACAUGUUGUAUUUGUCAUUUUAGCAUUUUUAACAGGUAUACUUUGUUCUUACCCUAAUCCAAUUGAGGACAAGUGCCCAGGAAACUAUACCAACCCACUGAAAGUUCAGACAGUCAUAAUCCUUGGGAAGGUUAUCUUGUGGAUCCUGCAUUUCCUUCUUGAGCGCUACAUCCAGUAUCACCACAACAAAGUGAGAAACCGGGGCUACACCAUGAUCUACCUGUCGACCAGGCACCUGAAAGGACUCACGCUGCUGAUCCACUCCACUGGCAGCACGGCUCUCCUCCUGGUGCUGAGCGUGCAGCACUCCUUCCCCGCGCCCGCCCGGCUGUAUCUUUACCUCGUCCUGGCCAUCCUGGCCCUGGAACUGCUCUGUUCCCUGACCUGUCUGCUCAUCUACACAGGCUUCUUCCUUUGUUCAGGAAUUCUGAUGCGAAGGAGGCCAUUUGAGAGAGCCAGCUAGGAUGUGAACAGGAAAACUCCCAUUCACCGGCGGCCAUCACGAGUCGGUCGAUUCUCGGCCUUCAUCUUCCCCAGAUGGCAUCUGACACGACUGACCUCCUGGAAACGUACCCCUCUUGCUCUGGGCCUCGGGCUUUCCCGGUUUCCUGCCCGCCCCGGGGCCCCAUAGCCGCCUUCGCUCCGGGCCCUCCCUGACCCGCUGGAGGGAGCCCCAGGCCUCCGUCCAUCUCCCCUAACCCCGGAGCCGUAGCACCUCAAGUGUGUCUGGGCCACGGGAAGCCACGAGGAGCUCCUCGUCUCCAACAUCCCUGCCGUACCCGGAAGGCAAGGGCAUCUCGGCAGGGUGCACACCACGUCUCUUGGCAUCAUACGGCAUCGUACGGCCUGCUUCUUCCCGGUCCUU
Canis lupus familiaris (dog) is the source of this 1081-nucleotide messenger RNA. RefSeq names its product transmembrane protein 192-like. The record is from RefSeq and is a predicted model, not a curated record. NCBI's taxonomy places the organism in Eukaryota, Metazoa, Chordata, Mammalia, Carnivora, Canidae. The coding region runs from base 47 to 679 and encodes 210 amino acids. The transcript has 5 exons. Gene Ontology annotation, cellular component: late endosome; lysosomal membrane.